Messenger RNA from Symsagittifera roscoffensis, 857 nucleotides. RefSeq names its product rab-like protein 3. Gene Ontology annotation, biological process: intracellular protein transport. Gene Ontology annotation, cellular component: endomembrane system. The record is from RefSeq and is a predicted model, not a curated record. Gene Ontology annotation, molecular function: GTPase activity. The transcript has a single exon. Lineage: Eukaryota; Metazoa; Xenacoelomorpha; Acoela; Convolutidae. Bases 45 to 854 code for a protein of 269 amino acids.
AUUGAAGUUUGUUCUUUUGAAGAAUUAUUUCAAUUUCUACAGCAAUGCUGAGAUCGGGCGCCCAGCCUACAGUCGGCAGCGCAGUGAGCAACUACAAUUGUCUUCGGAUCCUCGUCCUGGGCGACAGCGGAGUCGGAAAAAGCAGUCUUGUUCAUAUUCUGUGUCACGGAACUGUGCUCACAAACCCCACGUGGACUAUCGGUGCUUCCGUUGAAGUAAAAUUGCACUUUUACAAAGAGGGUUCAGAGCGCGAAACGAAAGAGAAACCAGUCAUCAUUGAGUUCUUUGACAUUGGCGGAUCACUACAGCACAAAAGCAGUCGCCAUAUAUUUUACCACAAUUUUCAUGGCGUAAUGUUUGUUCACGAUUUGACGAAUAAGAAAUCUUUGAAAAAUCUUCUUAAAUGGAAUGACGAAUUGUUGAACAAAAACGGUGAGUCAUGGACGGGAUCGGUGGAAAAUAUGAUGAGGAGUUACACGACAGAUUACAGAACAGAAAGAUACCUUUCGGUUCCAGUGUUGGUUGUCGGAACCAAGUCAGAUAUGAUGCCAAGUCCGGCUCGACUAGACCGAGUGACGACAAUCGGGAAAGAUCUAGGUGCCUGUGAUACGAUUAAAUUGAACUGUCUCAACCCUGGAUCGGUCCAACCUGGAACUUCAUGUGCAGUUACAUUGAGCAAAUUUUACGACAAAGUCAUUGAGAAUAGCUCUAAUAAUAAACUUAAUAGUAGUUAUAAUAGUAGUCCGUAUACCGGUCAUUAUCACAGUGCAGGUAGUAAUAGUAAUAAAUUAUCCUCGUCCAGUAAUUAUUCUAAAUUGUCUUCUGGUAAUUUGACAAGAAUUCACAUUGAUUGAUCA